AUGUUUUACUCGCAAUGUCUCGUGUCGAGAAAGGGACCUUUGGGAGCGAUUUGGGUCGCUGCGUAUUUCUUCAAAAAGCUUAAAAAAGCUCAAGUCAAAGAUACUCACAUUCCUUCUUCCGUUGAUCAGAUCUUGCAAAAAGAGUUGGACGCGUUGACAUACAGGGUUUUAGCGUAUCUUCUUCUUGGCGUUGUGAGGAUAUAUUCCAAGAAGGUGGACUUUUUGUUCGCUGAUUGCAACAAAGCGUUGAUCGGAAUAAAAGAGUUUGUGGCUAAGGAGAAGGAUAGAGAAACCACAACUGUGCAGUUGACUUCAUCCACGGAGUGUUUUUCCAUUGCUUUGCCUGAGAGUUUCGAACUUGAUGCCUUUGAUCUUGGGGUUUUGGAAGAUUUUCACGGGGGAAAUGUUAAGCCACAGGAAGACAUUACGCUUAAAGAUGGAGGUCAGGAAGCAGAGAACAUGGACCAGUACUAUAUGGAAAGGUUUGACAUGGAUGAGGACUUCAUGUACACGUCUAAUGAGACUUUCGUUGCGGAUCAUAAUAAUAGCAAAGAUGAGAGUUUGGCUCAUGAUAUGGACAUAUAUACAGAAAACCUUAGAGAUACUACUGAAGAAGCAUCAGUCAGAGUCGUUGAAGUGGAACCACUGGAUUCUAAUGAACCAUCCAGGGAUCAUCAGAAUGCAUCUAGGCACAGAGAGGAUCUAGAAACAGAUGACAUGGUUGUGGAACUGCAAAAGUUUGAAGAUAUCAGAAGAGCUCAAGAAGAAGAGACAGAUAGAGAAACCAUAUGUACCAUUGUGCAGAGACUGGUGGAUCUUCAUGAACCCUCGGGAGAUAGUCUACACAGAGACAACGACAGGGAGAAUACGAUGCCAGAGAAAACCACGGUGGAAUCAAGUAGGGAAAAGAUGCGGCAUGACCAGUCCCUCCCAUCUGAAUGCAAUAGUCCUGAAGCGAUUCAUGGGGCUGAGGAACAACCUUCUGGUGCCUCAAGAAUUGACGGGGAGAGGGAGAUCCCAGAGAUGAUUCCUCUAGUAGAACCAGAACCGAGAGACUUGCCUGAAGGCGUAGAGAAACGUCGAGGCCAUAGUGAUGGGGAAAUGACAAACAGUGAGAUGUUACAUGGAUCUCAUAAAGAGCCAAACGAGACUUCUGAAGUGAAUCAAGUUGGACUUCACAGAGACACCGAGAAAGAUUUUCUCUCUGACAUGAGUAGUUCUGAAGACGGGAGUAAAGGGUUUAAUGCUAAAGAAACGCCAGUUACUGGUACUCCCAAAACACCUUCGCGGUUGAGAAUCUCUGAAGGAGAAACAAGCCAUCAGUACUCGAUCAUUCCUACGCCGGCUGCAAAGGAGUCUGCUCGGAGUUCACGGAAGAGAAAAUGUCUAAUAGAUGAUGAAGUGAUCAUUCCGAACAAAGCUAUGAAGAAAAUAAUAGGAGACCCAAGUGAUUUGAUGAAAAAAAGGAGAAAGGUCCCUCGUACUGACUAUUCUGAAAAAAGAAUUAAACGUCUUGCCGAUCCCUCAAAAAAUAUAUGGAACCCUUUGAUUCCAUAUGGUUCUUCGGAACUCCAGUUACUUUUCUCUCAACCCAUCAAGCUUACAGAACCAAAUAUUACAGAAGCUCCUAAAGCUGCUAGAACCACUAGGCGAGUGAAAGAUUCCUCUAUGGGAACAGUUAGAAGUCACGGGGUUGUUGCUCAAGAAAUUAUGGAGACUCCUCAGGCUGCUGCUCUUGCGGAGCUGAAGAUUACUGUUCCAGAGACUGUAGUUGAGACGGGAUCUAGUUCGGUAGCUGCUGGAAUUGAUCAUCAAACAGAGACGCCAGUAAAGCCUGCAGAGAUUGCUCCCGAAACACCAGCGAGGACAUCAGAGCAUACAGAGAUUGCUCCAGAGACACCAGUAGUCUCUGAGCGAGUAGAGAUUGCGCCUGAAACGCCAGUGAGGGAAUCAUCGUCGAAAAGAUAUUUCGAGGACCCUGAACCCUGUGAUAAAGAAACGAGACAUGCAAGUUGCUUCACUUCCUUUGACGAGCACCCGUCAGAAAUUUGCAAGGAUGGAAGGGACCUCGAUGCAAUUUUGAUGAACGAGGAGCAGGUGAAUGCACAUGAAACAGAGGACUUGCAACAAGAGGCUUGGUCGGCAAGAACAAGGAAUGUGGCGAAGUUCUUGGAAAAGACGUUUCAGGAGAAGAGGGAAAAAGGAGAAGAAGAGAAGGCAAGUUUGUUGCAGCUGUGUAUAGGAAGAACUCAGAAGGAAAGCGCAAGACUCUUCUACGAGACUUUGGUUUUGAAGACGAAAGGAUACUUGGAAGUGAAGCAAGACCUACCAUACAGUGAUGUUCUUCUCACGCGAUACACAAGACAACAAGCAGCUUGUUAA
Molecule: messenger RNA, 2382 nt
Organism: Microthlaspi erraticum
Lineage: Eukaryota; Viridiplantae; Streptophyta; Magnoliopsida; Brassicales; Brassicaceae
Source: the annotation of a GenBank genome assembly